Messenger RNA from Zymoseptoria tritici IPO323, 1165 nucleotides. RefSeq lists its product as uncharacterized. The coding region runs from base 131 to 1165 and encodes 344 amino acids. The transcript has 2 exons. NCBI's taxonomy places the organism in Eukaryota, Fungi, Ascomycota, Dothideomycetes, Mycosphaerellales, Mycosphaerellaceae. The record is from RefSeq and is a predicted model, not a curated record.
AGUGUAUACUCUACUUGCAGCUCUGACUCCAGACUCGUAACACCUGCCCUGAUCAAUUUGGACAGACGUAGUUGAGCUGAACUUAUCCCGACUCACACUACUCUCCGGCGCCCGUUCGGACUCAUUCACGAUGCCAAAGAUGCUCAGGAUAGAGUGUAGCGGGACUCCCUACGAGAUCGGUCUCCAACAUGGCCAAGAAGCCCGUGUCCAAAUCUCCCGCAGCAUCAUGUUCUACGCCGACCUCUUCCUCAAAGAAGCCAAACUCGACUGGUACCAAGUGCAAUCCCUCGCCAUGAAAUUCGAGCCCGUCAUCCGCGAAAAGUGGCCCGCCUACAUGGAAGAAAUGCGCGGCAUCGCCGACGGCACCGAUCUCGGCGUCGAAGACAUCAUCGCCAUCAACGUGCGGACGGAGAUUGCGUUUGGUGCAUUCUCGGAUGGAUGCACGGCGCUGUCGUGGAAGACGGACGAGCACUCGUGGCUCGCGCAGAAUUGGGACUGGAACGAGGUGCAGAAGAAGAAUCUGGUGUUUUUGUCGAUUGAGCAGCCGGGGAAGCCGAGGAUCAAGAUGAUUACCGAGGCCGGGUUGAUUGGGAAGAUUGGCUUGAAUGAUGCGGGUGUUGGAGUCUGUUUGAAUGCUAUCAAGGCGAAGGGCAUGGACGCUACGAGACUGCCUUGUCAUUUGGGACUGCGAAUGGUGUUGGAGAGUACGAGUCGAGCCGACGCGGUGGAGAAGUUGGAGAAGUUUGGGAUCUCGUCCGCGUGUCACAUGUUGAUUGCAGAUGAGAAUGGCGGUGUGGGCGUCGAAUGGAGCUCAACAGACGUGGCCAAGCUUGAGAUGAAUGAUGCUCGACAAGUGUUCCACGCGAACCACUUUCUGCUCCAACAUGAUGGCGUGGAAGACAAGAAGUGGUUGGAAGAUUCAUCCUUCCGGACUAGCAGGAUCGAGGAGCUGGCGGAGAAGGUCGAGGGUGAGCCAACAUAUGAGAAGCUCUACGACAUCUUCUGCGAUGAGGAGAACUUUCCGGGGGGUAUCUGUCGAAAGAUGGAAGGGAGAAGUCAGUCGGCGAGUCUAUUCAACAUCGUGAUGGACCUCAAGGCUAGGAGAGCAGAUGUUACCUUGGGCAGGCCAACGGAGCCGGAGGAGAAGAUCAUCUUGUCAUUCUAG